Molecule: messenger RNA, 4438 nt
Organism: Brienomyrus brachyistius
Lineage: Eukaryota; Metazoa; Chordata; Actinopteri; Osteoglossiformes; Mormyridae
Product: histone-lysine N-methyltransferase SETD5-like
Exons: 15
Coding region: 460-4146 (1228 amino acids)
Biological process (GO): DNA recombination; DNA integration
Molecular function (GO): DNA binding; protein binding
Source: RefSeq, a predicted model, not a curated record
UGUGUGUGUGUUGGUUUUUAUGAUUUAUCAGGACUUUUCACCUGAUUACGUGCCGACAUUAUCGGGACAUUUGGGAUUAUGAGGACAGGGACGGUGUCCUCAUAAUUCCUGUAAUACAGAUGCAUUUAUCUAAGUUAGAAAACCCCCCCUGCAAACUUUGGGGCCAAGUCCUCUUACACCACAAAACCACGAAAACCAGUUCACACAGUGUAAACUCUGCAUUCAGCAUCGCGCCCUCUGUAGGCUGGAGCCGGAGAAACACCAGAAUAACACUUGCGUUAAGAUUUACGGCUGCUGAUUGGCUAGUUCUGGACUAGCCAUCUAAGGUUGUGAUUGGCUGAGAGGUAUGUCAUUCACUGCGAAUCCUCGUUUCUAUCGGUGGACUUCAGCAGGAGACUAAGAGGACACUACAAUAUCCUGUAAUAUCCAAGUCGUGGAACAGACUGUAAUCAGGAGGAGAUGGCUUCUUCGAAGUUGAGAAGUAGAAAACUUUCUCCAAAACAAGAGGCUGCAUAUUUUAUAUCUGCAUGUAAAGACAAAGAUGGACUUUAUGUGAAAUAUAUAAAUUCAUAUAAAGGCCGUGGGGUAUACAGCAGAUUCCAUUUUGAGAGGGGAGAUUUUCUUCUGGAAUACAGAGGGCAACUCAUCAGCAGGCAUGAAUGUGAAAGUAGACAGAAAAUAUAUCAUGAUGCCCUCAAAGUGUUCAUGUUUGAAUUUUAUUUCAAUGGAAAAUUGUUUUGCAUUGAUGCUGCCCGAGACGAUGGCUCCCUUGGGAGACUGGUGAAUGAUGACCAUGUUAGCCCAAACAGCAAAAUGAAAAAAAUAACCAUAUCAGGAAAGCCCCAUCUAUGUUUAUUCGCAACCAGAAGCAUUAGUCCUGGAGAAGAAAUUACAUAUAACUACGGUGACUCUGACUGGCCAUGGAGAUGCAAGGUGGCUACUGAAAAAGACCAACUGCACCCAAAAGAGCAGAGCACAUCAAGUGAGAACAUAACCGAUGUGGGAAUGACUACGAAUGUCCAGUUGUUGCCAGAAGGACAGCAUGCAGAUGUCCUAAGAGAAGAGACAGAAGAGGCUGUUUCUGAGGGAGACCCCUGUGCCAAUACUCUGAUGGAUAACUCAUCACUUAGCAAAGAAAUGGAACAGAACAUAACCGAUGUGGGAAUGACUACGAAUGUCCAGUUGUUUCCAGAAGGACAGCAUGCAGAUGUCCUAAGAGAAGAGACAGAAGAGGUAGCCACCAAACUUGAUUUUUGCAAGACAGGGGGUCACAGAUCAUCAUUUCCAAAUGAGAAUGUUGAGAAGCAGCCCUGUAAGCAUGAGGUCAUCCAUGCAAAUUUUUCAAGCAUGGACAAAUGUUCUGCAUGUUUUGGACCUGUGGCGCCACUCAAGUGGAUUGGUCUGAGGUGUAAAGUGUGCUCUAAAUUUUGGCACAAGAACUGCUUUGCAAAAUUUGAAAAGAAUGAUGAAGAACCACUUUCAUGGGAUAUAGGAUUUUCAAGUUCUGAUGAGGAAGUGUCACUCUCAGAUGAGGAAUAUGUCCCAGACUCAGACAGUGAAUCGUGCAGUUCAGUGGAGUUAGCAGCAGGAUAUGUAAACAAUGUCCAAAACAAAUGUUCCUCAAAUGAACAGAACGUGAAAGUUGCCACCUCAGAGUGCACCAAAUCUCAGAAAACAAAGUUGAACCAGGAAGGUGUAAGCAAAGGUUCACAGUAUUUGAAGGCCAGGGAAGUGUCUUGUUUAAAUGAGGAUGAUUUAUUUUGUUGUCUGGAGGAGUUGACAAGUGGAGAAUCAGACAAUGAGUCAGACAGUUCUGCAGAAGGGACAGAUUUACUUUCAAGCACCAGUCAAGUUAAACGCCUUUCAGAGAUCAAAAGAUCAUCAAAAGUUGACGUUUUAAUUAAUAGAUCAGAUCGUGUUUCUUUGCCCAGAAAAGACCAUAAAACACCUACAAGUGAACAGCAGUUGGAAAUAAUAGGUGGUACUAGUGCACUUGAUUUGCCUGGAGAUUAUAAGGAUGUAUCAGUGGCAGGAGCAAAGGGUAACAUGGCUGGAGCUGAGAAAUGUCUUCAAUCAUCAGACAUUUCUUGUUCUGAAAAUAAGAAUUACUGUUACAUUUGUGGGAAACCACAGUCAAAAAUAUCUCGUCAUUUAAAAACCCAUUUGACUGAAGUUGAAGUUGCAGAAGCACUGUCAUUUCCAAAACGCUCAAAAGAACGCAAAAGACUACUAGAAAAAAUUCGGAACAAGGGGAACUAUCGGCAUAAUUCCAAUGUAUUAGAGAAAGGAAAUGGGUUGCUUAAAGUAAAACGAAGGCCAAACAAAGAUUGUGAUUCAAAACAGUUUGUGCAUUGUAUGUACUGCAAAGCAAUGUUUGGGCGUAAAGAACUAUGGCGACAUGUGAGAAGAUGUUCCUCAAAGCCAGGUUCAGUAAGUGAACAUCAGGGACGGACCAGAGUGUUGGGUUUGGCUGCCAUGGCAGAGUCUACAUCUUUGCAGCAGAUAUCUGGAGGAGUUUGGAAGCUCUUGAGUGCAAUGAAGCAAGAUGACAUAUCUUCUGUUGUACGCAAUGACUUCUGCAUUCUUCAGCUAGCGCAGUCAUUCUUCAACAAACAUGGAAAUGACCCUACCAAGUUUGAAUAUAUUCGUCAGAAGCUUCGAGAAAUUGGGAGGUUUUUGAUAACAUUGCGCAGUGAGUCCUCUAUAUACAGCCUUGAGGAAGCUAUAAAACCAGCUAAUUUCCAGCAUGUUAUUGAAGCUGUGAAGAAAGUGUCAGGUCAUGACGAAGAAAAAAACUACUACCAAAGGCCAAGCCUAGCAUUGAAAUUGGGCCACACAUUGCAAAAGGUCUGCGAGCUCAUCCACUGCAGAGGUCUAAUGGCAGAAGAUGAAGAGUUAAUUAAGUCAACUGAGACAUUCAGAAAGCUAUAUACCACCAAGUGGUCUGAGCUAAUAUCACACAGGGCUUUAAGCACAAUGAAUGAAGCAAAAUUCAAUAAACCGUCAACACUGCCUUUCACUCAUGAUGUUCAGCUCCUUCAUAAACACCUGGAAACUACUGCCAAUGCAGCAUCUGAAAACCUGAAAAAAACAUCAUCAUCACAAAGUUAUGCAGAACUUGCAAAAGCUACCCUUGCAAGGGUAAUUAUUUUCAAUCGUAGGCGUGCCGGUGAAGUAUCUAAAAUGCAGCUCAAAAGCUUCCAGGAAAGAGAGAACACACUACUUCACGCAGAUGUUGCAGUAGGUCUUUCCAAAUUUGAGCAGAAACUCUGUAGUCAUUUUAGUAGAGUUGAAAUCAGAGGUAAAAGAGGUCGAAAGGUUGCUGUCCUCCUCACACCAGAUAUGGUAGAUGCCCUAACACUUCUGGUGAAUAAAAGAACAGAGUGUGCGGUUCAGGAUAACUGCUUCUUGUUUGCUAGACCCAAAUGCCAGAGUCAUUACAGAGGUCAAGAUUGCUUGCGGCUCUAUGCAACUCAGUGUGGUGCUCAAAAUCCACAACAUCUCAGGUCAACACAUUUGCGCAAACACGUGGCCACUCUAUCACAAAUUCUUAAUUUGAAAAACAAUGAAUUAGAUCAAGUUGCUGACUUCUUGGGGCACGAUAUUCGUGUACACCGUGAGUAUUACAGGCUUCCAGAAGCGACAACUCAGCUGGCAAAAAUAUCCAAACUUCUGCUUGCUAUGGAAAAAGGGUGUCUCCCUAACUUUCAAGGCAAAUCACUCGAUGAAAUUGAAAUUGAAGAUGAGAUCAACUUAACUGAUGGCAGUGAUGGAACUGAACCUGACAGUGAUACAGAGGAUGCUACCUUGGGCACACCAAGACUGAAUGAAAGUCAAAGCAUUCAGCCAGCUACAGAAGAUAAUGCUGGAGGCUCAACAGAUUCCAUCAGUGUGGGCCAGGUUUUUACAGCAGCAAUUAAAACCUCAAAGAAGAAGUCGCGAACACAGUGGUCAAAACAGGAGGUGACAGCUGUAUUGAAACAUUUUAAAGAUCAUAUAACCAAAGGAAAACUGGCAACAAUGGCAGAGUGUCAGCAGUGCAAGUCAGCUGAGGACCCUGUUCUGGCAGGGCGCACUGUACAAAAUAUAAGAGAUUUUGUUAGAAAUAGAGGGAUCACACUAAAAAGGAAAACCAUGUCUAAUUGAAUAUAUAUUAUUUUCUAUAGAGGCAAAAAUGCCAAGGAGAAAAAUAUUGUUUAUUUCUAAUUUUUGGGGAGUAAAGAAUUUGCCCUCGUGUCAUGCACUCUUAAGUUGCAGAAAGUCUUUUGUUACAAGUUAUAAUAAAAAAUUAAUUAUUUUAAUAUUAAUAUUUUAAUUUCACGUUAGUACUUGUGCAUAAGUAAUCUGCAUUUCAUUAAUCAGGAAAAAAGUCAUUUUUGUUUUUGUGCAUAUUCGAGGUCCAAUAAAACAUCACUGACCUUCUAGCACAGUGAAUGGA